Impatiens glandulifera is the source of this 1960-nucleotide messenger RNA. Its product is annotated as la-related protein 1C-like. NCBI's taxonomy places the organism in Eukaryota, Viridiplantae, Streptophyta, Magnoliopsida, Ericales, Balsaminaceae. Gene Ontology annotation, molecular function: RNA binding. The record is from RefSeq and is a predicted model, not a curated record. The transcript has 6 exons. Bases 344 to 1630 code for a protein of 428 amino acids.
AGAAAGAGAAGGUGAAGAAGAAAGAAAGAAAGAGAUAGAAAAUCAGUGGGUACCGUCUGAAACCUUGAGCCGGAAGAGAGAGAAAGCUUCUUCUUUUCUUCUUCUUCAGCAGCCAGCCAUUGUAAUUUCCAUUCUCUUGAGUGUAUGUAUCGAUCUGAUCUCUUUUUAUGCUCAAUACUUUGAUGAACUCAUUCUAUCGUUAUAUAGUCAACUCUUCCUCACGCUACUAACCCUAAUAAUCGCUUUUAGUAGACCUCUUCUCUCUUACGGAAUUCGUCGAUAUACUAUUUUCACUAGUUGUUCUAAGAUUUUGAAACCCUUUCUGUCAAAACCCUUGAUUUUGAUGGCUGCAUCAUCUGCUAACUCUCUCUUGAGGAACCAUGGACCCGAUGGUGUUGCUCUUAAUAAUAAUAUUCCACAUGCCAAGCAGUCUCCAUGGAUGCAUGUUGUUAUAGGAUCCGAAUCGGAAACUCUCAUACAUUCGGGUCCAUCUCCUCCUGUAUCACCUGCCAAGGCAUCUGAUGAUUCUGCAACGGAUCCUCAAAUGGAGAACGCGGACAAUGGUUCUGGCAUUAACAAUGCAGGUGUGAAGCUGGUCUGGAACAAACCCUCUAAUGAUACCGUUGAUGCAGGGACUGUCAUGGGGGGUGUUUCUUGGCCUGCUUUGUCAGAGUCUGCUCGGGCUUCUCCGAAAUCAUCACCCUCUCAUUCUUUGAGAGUAGUGACUGAUGGAUUGAUCUCUCUACCACAGGCAACUGGAGUUGAAAGGUCACCUAAAUCAGCUUUUGUUAAGCGUUCUCAUUCAAAAGAAUCUCCACACAAGGAGAGUGGGCAAAAAGGAGGAGGAGGAGGGUUAAUAGCACAGUCUCCUGGUCACAAUGAGCAUUCAUCACAUCGCAAUUCAUUUAGGAGGGGUUCUCAUCCUCGUGGCGAUAGCUCUCACCAUCAUCAUCAUCAUAAUAAUAAUCAUGGGGGAAGGCGAGAUCACAAUGGUAAUCAUGACUGGAAUCGUCAACGAAGUUUCAACAACAAUAGGGACAUGCAAAUGCAGUCUCCAAGAGGCAUUCCUAGAGGAUUUAUGCGAAAUCCACCACCUAAUAACUCUGCAUUUGUUCCUCCUCCACCACCUCCAUUACAUGUUCCACCAUUUGGAGGCCCUCUGGUUUAUCCUGAAUUUGCAUCUCAAGUGUUUUAUGUUCCAGCCCCAUCUCCAGAGUCCCUCAGAGGUGUCCAUAUUGUUCCACCUAUAUCACCCCAUGCGAUGUUUUUCAUCCCGGAUCCACAAUUGCACUCUAAGAUAGUGAACCAGAUAGAUUACUAUUUUAGUAAUGAAAAUUUAGUCAAAGAUACAUUCCUGCGACUAAACAUGGACGAUCAAGGUUGGGUUCCAAUUAAAUUAAUAGCAGGCUUUAAAAAGGUUCUGAUGUUGACGGACAAUAUCCAGCUUAUAUUAGACUCCUUGCUAUCUUCAGCUAAAGUGGAAAUCCAGGGCGAGAAAGUAAGAAGGCGAAAUGAUUGGUCGAAAUGGAUCAUGCGACCUUCUUCCGUAAGUCCUCAAUAUGGCCGGAGGCUGGCUGGUGAUGAUAUGACUGAAAGUAUGCAUAAUCUUGUUCUUGAUGAAAAUAGCUAGUUAGCUAGGCUCAAACAGUUCAAGCCCUAGUGGCUCAAGGCACAAUACUCUCUGCCUGUCUGCCUGCAUUUGUAGGCCAUUCAGCCAGAAGUAACUGAAAGAUAGAGGGCCCGAUCUGAAUGAAGUGACCCAAACAAUGCUGAGGAGGAGGAGGAAGGACAAAUAGAAGUUGCCGAACUUGACGAUGGUAAAUGUGUUGAUUCGUUUUGAGGUUGUUUUUUUUUUGACAUGGCAUGGCAUGGCGAAUAUGAAGUCUUAUGGGUACUAGAACAAAGAAAAACAUAAGAAUAAAUUAUCUUUGAAUGCUCUAUAUUAUUACUUAUCUUACUA